This is a messenger RNA of Zea mays, 1057 nucleotides long. RefSeq lists its product as uncharacterized. The record is from RefSeq and is marked validated. NCBI's taxonomy places the organism in Eukaryota, Viridiplantae, Streptophyta, Magnoliopsida, Poales, Poaceae. Gene Ontology annotation, molecular function: nucleic acid binding.
GUCAGCUCUUGCGGGAAGCACUCAAUUGUAAUACUGUGAAGUCUGAACCGGCUGGCCUGGCCGUUGCUGAGGGAGAGGAUAAAGAACACCGAAAUGCCACUCCUGCUGCUCCCACCACCGGCGUGCACCACGGCAGCGACGUCGCUCGCUUUCUCGCGGCCCCGGCCUUCGCGGGCGCGUUGGGCCAACCUCUCUUACGCGUUCCCCCGCCUGAGGAAAUACGGGCGUCGCCACCGCGAGCCCGUGGCCGGCCCCAGCCUCGAUGAUGACGGCGGCGAGGAGGAUGAGACGGAGGCAGAGGACUGGGAGUCCGACGAUGGCGAUGAAGAGAUGGAGAUAGACGAGGAGGAGUUUCUGACGAUGCGGCCCAAACCGGCGGGAUUUGGCGAGGGGAAAACAUAUUCCACUGACAUUGAGGAGCAGCUUCUCCGGGAGAUGGGCUUUGGCGGGGGCGCGGCGCGGCGAGGAGAGGCGGCCCCGGCCAAUCGCCGCGCCGGGGAUAGUUCCACCAAAGUAGCUGCCGCAGAUGUCAGUGAUGAUGGUGUUCAAGUUCGUGUUUGGAACCUCCCAAAAAAGAAAAACAUACACAAGGACCUGAAGCAAGCUUUUAAAGGGUUUCAUGGCCUUUUAUCCAUUGAUCCAGCAGUUUCCGCAAAUAAGAAAACCCGUGAUCCUAUUUGUAAGGGUUUUGCAUAUCUCAAACUAGAGUCUGCUGAAGCUGCAACAAGGUUCGUGGAGAUAUACUCUCAUCAAACUGUGUCAUUUGGCAAGAUUCAGAAGCCAAUCAGUUGCUGUAUCAUCGAUAAACGCAGCUCUGUUGAGCAUUCAAAUAAGCAUCCACUAGUCAGGCAAUCCCUCAAUUAAUGUCCAAGCACCAAAACUUGGUAGCGGCAAGUUGAGUAACACAUAUCUGCCAUCUAGCACAAGUAAUCACGCACUUCUAGGGGUCUCAAGUUUUAUGAAAAAGCUUUGAUAAACAGAUAGAUUAGACAGUUCUCUGUAUUCCAAAUAACUGUUUGUAUCAAGCAAUUUGGUCUUGUUUUUUUAGGGGAAGCAA